GAAGUAAAAAAAAAUCGGAAAUGGCUGGGGAAUCAUCGUCGGCGGCAGUUGCAGUAUCUCCGUUAACGUUGGAAGAGUUAACGCUGACGGUGAAAUGGAGCGGAAAAGAGUACACGGUUAGAGUAUGCGGCGAUGACACAGUUGGGGAGUUAAAACGACGCAUAUGUGAAGUAACAAAUGUUUUGCCUAAACGGCAGAAACUUCUAUACCCUAAAGUCGGUUCAAAACUUGCUGAUGAAUCUCUUCUUCUCUCUCAGAUUCCUCUCAAAUCAUCUCUCAAAAUGACUAUGAUCGGGACAGUUGAAGAUGAUAUAAUUGUGGAUCCAGUGGAAUCUCAAGAUAUUGUUGAUGAUUUUGAGCUUCAGCAAGAGGAAGCUGUUGACAUUAAGGAUAGAGAAGUCAACAAACAGAAGUUGAGAAGGCGUGUUGAGCAGCACAAGAUUGUGCUCCGUAAUCCUUGCCGUGAAGGUAAAAAGCUGCUUGUUCUGGAUAUUGAUUAUACUUUGUUUGAUCACCGGUCAACUGCCGAGAACCCACUCGAACUCAUGAGGCCUUAUCUUCAUGAGUUUCUCACGGCUGCUUAUGCAGAAUAUGACAUCAUGAUAUGGUCGGCAACCAGCAUGAAGUGGGUUGAGUUAAAAAUGGGACAACUUGGUGUACUCGAUAAUCCGAACUAUAAAAUUACAGCUAUGCUGGACCAUAUGGCAAUGAUAACAGUACAAUCAGAUCGUUAUGGAGUUUUCGAUUGCAAGCCAUUAGGCCUAAUUUGGGCUCAUUUCCCAGAGUUUUACAGUCCCAAAAACACUAUAAUGUUUGAUGACUUGCGAAGGAACUUUGUGAUGAACCCACAAAAUGGGUUGGCUAUAAGGCCAUUCAGGAAGGCACACGCGAAUCGGAGCAGUGAUCAGGAGCUCAUGAAGCUUACUCAAUAUUUGCUUGCCAUUGCCGAUCUUGAUGACUUGAGCAUUCUCGAUCAUAAAAACUGGGAGUCCUUCAAUGAGGACAGUUUCAAGAGGCGCAGACAUGCCUGAGCAUCUGCAAUCUUCAAUAGUCAAAGGAAAAACUGUUUUGUAUUAGACAAUACAAAGAGAAAUGUAUCCAUUCUGUUCCACUACUAGGAGAUAACUGGACAUUUCUGAUGUAUUCUUCGAAUUAUUAGGCAGAAGGGACUAUGUUUUGCUGAAGUCAUUUUGUAUUUGGAUGAUCAUGGAAUUGCACUUAUCUUGUAUCUAGCUAUUUUAUUUUUCUUACAAUCCUACAUUGGAUACAUUUCUUGU
Messenger RNA from Lycium ferocissimum, 1277 nucleotides. Its product is annotated as ubiquitin-like domain-containing CTD phosphatase. The transcript is spliced from 6 exons. Lineage: Eukaryota; Viridiplantae; Streptophyta; Magnoliopsida; Solanales; Solanaceae. Bases 21 to 1031 code for a protein of 336 amino acids. Gene Ontology annotation, cellular component: nucleus. The record is from RefSeq and is a predicted model, not a curated record. Gene Ontology annotation, molecular function: protein binding; phosphoprotein phosphatase activity.